AUGGCGUCGACGGACCUCGUCUUUGGCGUCUUUACGCCGCAGUGCUUUGAGACGUACUUUACGCAGCACGACUUCCUCCACGUGGCAUGCUUCAAGGCCGUCCUCUCCAAGGCGCUCGGCUACGCCAUCAUCCUCGGCAGCUUCAUCCUCAAGCUGCCCCAGAUCCUCAAGAUCAUCGCCGCCAAGUCGGUCGCGGGCCUCAGCCCGUCCGGCUUCUACCUCGAGGUGCUCGUCUUCCAGGCCAGCGUCGUCUACAACUUUCUCCGCGGCUACCCCAUUAGCACCUGGGGCGAGAACGCGGUGAUCCUCGUCCAGAACUGCAUCCUCGUCGUCCUCCUCUGGGUCUACUCGGGCGCGCCGCGCUCGCAGCAGCUCCUCGGCGUCCUCAUCUUCGUUGGUCUCGGCGCCGCCAUGCUGCACCUUCCGGACGAGCACCUCUGGAUCCUCCCGUCCGCGAGCAUUCCCGCUUCAAUCAUGUCGCGCAUCCCGCAGGUCUUCUCCAACUUUAAGCAAGGCCACACGGGUCAGCUCGCCUUUGUGACGCUCUUCCUCAACCUCGGUGGCGCCUCUUUACGUCGCUCCAGGAAACUGGCGACCAAGUGCAGAUGCUGGGCUUCCUCAUCUCGGUUGCGCUCAACGGCAUGCUCGUGGCGCAGGUCCUCUUCUACUGGCGCGCCACGGACGCCGCCAUGGCCAAGGAACAGGCCGCGACGGACAAGAAGAAGAAGGCGUAG
Messenger RNA from Saprolegnia parasitica CBS 223.65, 734 nucleotides. NCBI's taxonomy places the organism in Eukaryota, Oomycota, Saprolegniomycetes, Saprolegniales, Saprolegniaceae. The record is from the annotation of a RefSeq genome assembly.